This is a messenger RNA of Carica papaya (papaya), 2174 nucleotides long. RefSeq lists its product as uncharacterized. NCBI's taxonomy places the organism in Eukaryota, Viridiplantae, Streptophyta, Magnoliopsida, Brassicales, Caricaceae. The record is from RefSeq and is a predicted model, not a curated record.
AGAGAGCAAAUUCUUGAUUUUGUUUAAAAAAUAAAAGGAAUGCCUUUUGCUUUUUCUCUCUACUGUAUAGCGUAGUAUAAUUAACCAAUCUUUUUUUCCAGCAAAUACCCAGUUGCCGUUUCUUCUUGUUUAGGCUUCUUCUUUCUCCUCCCAUGUGACUCCAACCGUUCCUCUCUCCUUCUUUGUCUCUCUCUUUCUCUCUCUUUGUCUCCUGCAUUUUCCUCUCUGUAUCCUAUUCUCUUUUACUUCUUUUCUUGAAUCAGUUCUGUGCUCAUUUUGGAGAUGGAGUUUCUGGCCAAGACAGGGCGUUUGACAGUGAAGCAAAUCUAGUUUCUCUCUCUAUCAUUCGCAUGCGAUUGUGGGCUGGAAAAUUCGGACUUGAAGAUCGAAUUGAAGAGAAAAGAGGCUGCUUUCGUAGCAUUUGGGUGAUGGGUUCUUGAGUUCUUCAGCUUUAGUUAACUGAGGUAGAAGAUCUUAUCUUUUCUUUCGUACAAGUUCCGGUUUUUGAAAAUCAGUAAAGAAGAAAUUUUCAAACUUGACGUGACAAUGAGGGAUUUCCCUUCUUGUUUUGGUGAGAAUGGCGUCCAAGUUGCUGAUUCCUCAUCCUCAGGUACAAACAAAGCUGCACAAAAUCUAGUCACUUGUGUUUAUCAGUGUAAAUUACAUGGUCGUUCUUGCUUGAUUACUGUCACAUGGACCAAAAAUCUUAUGGGUCAAGGCCUUAGUGUUGCAAUUGAUGAUUCUACUAAUCAAUGCAUCUGUAGAGUUGAUAUAAAGCCAUGGUUGUUUUCCAAGAGAAAAGGGUCAAAGAAUCUAGACUCAGAUUCUGGUAAAAUUGACAUAUCAUGGGAUUUCUCUAAUGCUAAAUUUGGUUCUGGGCCAGAACCAGUGGAAGAUUUCUUUUUGGCUGUUGCAUUUAACAAAGAAAUGGCUUUGCUCCUCGGAGAUAUGAAGAAGGAAGCGUACAAGAAAAUUGACAAUUCUCCUGUUGACUCCAAUGCCGUUUUCAUUGCCAAGAGAGAACACAUAUUUGGGAAGAAAUUUUAUGGUGCCAAGGCUCAGUUUUUUGAUAAGGGGCAGAUGCAUGAUGUGUCAAUUGAAUGUGACACAGUGGAUCUAAAAGAUCCUAGCCUUGUGAUCCGGAUUGAUAGCAAGACUGUUAUGCAGAUCAAGCGGCUAAAAUGGAAGUUCAGGGGAAAUCACACCAUUUUGGUGGAUGGUCUUCCUGUGGAAGUAUUUUGGGAUGUGCAUAAUUGGCUUUUUGGGAAUUCUAUGGGGAAUGCAGUUUUCAUGUUUCAAACUUGUCUCUCUUCAGAGAAAUUCUGGGCCAGCCAAUCCAUUUUUGAUCCUUCUAAGUUAUCCUGGUCUUACUCUCAUCAACUUAGAGAAUAUCAGUUACAAGGUCUUGGUUUCUCGUUGGUACUGUAUGCUUGGAAGAACGAAUAGAAGUGUUAAACUUUCUGCUAUAAGGUUUUGUAUACAAUGCAAUUGAAUUACAGUAAAAGUGACUUAUAUAUGAUUAUCACUUUGCUUCUCCUCAUUUUUCUUCUCUUGUCUAUAGCUUAUAAUAAUAUAUAACUGUGUGAACUUAUGCACUCUUGUGUUUCUAUUGCUUGGACCAAUGCUACCUGUAUCAUUUUUUUGCCUAGCCAUGAAACAAGAUAAGUUCCAAAAUUCUGGUUGCAUAUUGGGUUUUGGCAACAAGAAAUGAAGGCAAAAGAUUUCAGUGAGAUUAAGCUUCCUUUUUAUACUGCAACUAAGGCUGGCUAAUCUUGUACUUUGAGCUAUAAGUCUUGCUUUUUCCAGAAACCAGAUAUUCAGAAUUAACUGCUCUAGACCUUUCUUCUUGAUUUUGAUAUUCAGCCAUUAUUUACAAUUUUCGUCUAUAGGUGUUGAAGAUUUAGGGCCUUGAUAUAAAGCCAGAGCCAAGGACAGGUACUUCAAAAUCUUUGCAUUGUAUAUUAGAUUAUCAUCAUUGUAUAUUUUCUGUUCAUGGUUUGGAAGAGAAGACUUGGACCCAUAAUUGAUAAACAGUAGUUCUGAAUCCCCUUUCAUGGCUUUUUUUUCUUUCUUUUUUUGUUUGUUUCAACGGAAUGGUCAAGGGGAUUUCUGUUAAGAAAGAACCAUCCCUUCAAGAGUGUAUACAAGUUAUAAUGAAAUAUGGAUUGCUAUUA